Molecule: messenger RNA, 1515 nt
Organism: Neltuma alba
Lineage: Eukaryota; Viridiplantae; Streptophyta; Magnoliopsida; Fabales; Fabaceae
Product: mitochondrial uncoupling protein 5
Exons: 1
Coding region: 299-1288 (329 amino acids)
Biological process (GO): transmembrane transport
Source: RefSeq, a predicted model, not a curated record
ACCCCACAUUUGUUUUUUCGUAGCCGCCAGCAUAUGUCUCAGAGGCCCUCCGUUCCACACUCCUCUUCCAUAGCUUGUGGCCUCCAUUCCCAUCUCCUGGUUUCCAGUGAGAUGAACCCUAACUCCAACUGGUCCUAUUGUCAUUAAUUUCCUCUAACCUCUUCUUCUUUUGCUUCAAUCCCUCUUCUCAAUUUUUCCCCCAAAUUUUCUCUCACCGGCUAACACCAUCCUCACAUCCAUUCUUUCAAUUUUGCCUCAAUAGAUCUAUUCUUUUGCUUGCUUGCCCAGAAAAUCCCAAAUGGGUGUCAAGGGUUUUGUUGAAGGAGGCAUAGCUUCCGUUGUUGCCGGGUGUUCCACUCACCCUCUCGACCUCAUCAAGGUCCGUAUGCAGCUCCAGGGCGAGAACCAUGCACCCAAACCCAAUCCGGCGGUCCACAGCCUCCGACCAGCUCUCGCCUUUCAACCUGGUUCCGUCCACCAGGUCGUGCCUCCGAUCCCACAGGCAGCGGCCGCUGCCGCUGCGGCGCCUGCUCGCGUGGGUCCCAUUACCGUUGGCGUACGCCUUAUCCAACAAGAAGGCGUAACCGCUCUUUUCUCCGGCGUCUCCGCCACCGUUCUCCGUCAGUGCCUCUACUCCACCACCCGAAUGGGUCUCUACGAGGUUCUCAGGCAGAAAUGGUCCGAUCCCAACAAGGGCACCAUGCCGUUGUCUCGCAAAAUCGGCGCCGGUCUGAUCUCUGGGGCCAUCGGUGCUGCCAUCGGAAAUCCGGCUGAUGUAGCCAUGGUUCGAAUGCAAGCCGACGGUCGGCUCCCGCCGGCUCAACGCCGGAACUACACAUCAGUUGUGGACGCAAUCACCCGAAUGGGAAAGCAAGAGGGAGUGACUAGCCUGUGGCGCGGAUCGUCGCUUACGGUGAACCGGGCGAUGCUUGUGACGGCAUCGCAACUGGCUACUUACGAUCAGGUGAAGGAGGCGAUACUGGCGAAGGGAGUUAUGCGCGAUGGGCUUGGGACCCACGUGACGGCGAGCUUCGCGGCAGGGUUUGUGGCAGCCGUAGCGUCGAAUCCGGUGGACGUGAUAAAGACAAGGGUAAUGAACAUGAAGGUGGAGCCGGGGGCACAGCCACCGUACUCCGGGGCGUUGGACUGUGCUCUGAAAACUGUUCGGGCUGAAGGUCCUAUGGCACUGUACAAAGGUUUUAUCCCAACGAUUUCGAGGCAAGGACCGUUUACUGUGGUGCUGUUUGUGACGCUUGAACAGGUUCGCAAGUUGUUGAAGGAUUUCUGAGCAAGGGAGUUGAUGAUGACGAAGAAUCUUAGAACGUUUCAAAAUUUAACUCUUUAGUUAUCCCGAAUUUAUGCCCUGUUUUACAUUUAUGCAGUAUGACAUCGUCUGUCUGAAAUGAAAAGUCAGCUCUGUAUUGGUUGUUUGAAAUUCGAAUUGAGUAAAAUCCUGUGGUGUUGUUCAAUUCUUUCAAGGCAAGAAGGUUCUUGGCUCCAGAUGCUGCUUUAAAA